Messenger RNA from Anisakis simplex (herring worm), 3126 nucleotides. Lineage: Eukaryota; Metazoa; Nematoda; Chromadorea; Rhabditida; Anisakidae. The record is from the annotation of a GenBank genome assembly.
AUGUUUUUGCAACGUAUCCUGGUGGUCAUAUUCACGAUCAUAAUUAUCCAAUGUUUCACUCUGCAAACCAACUCGAAUGACUUGAGAAGAAGACGAAGCGAAACAGAUGAGACACCAUUCAUCUCUCAACCAGACCUAACUGCUGCUGCGGCUAUCGCACACGAUCAUCCCAAAUCCGAAAACGAACCUACGCCUGAGCCUGAACCACUAUUAGCAACUGAGUUAUCAAGAGCAGCAACAACCGUGGAAUCAGCACUCAGGUCGUCUUUCUCUUAUUCUCCUCCUGAAUCGACAAUUUCUCAGCCUUCUGAAUCCGCGACACCAUCACUUCCACUUGCAAUUCAGCCUGAGCCAACAAGACCCCAGCUCGAAUCUGACCCUGCUUCUUCUCCUUCAGUCGCAAUUUCAGCCCCUGCUUAUGCUGCCGAUUCAUCUAAAAUGUUGUCUGAUGAUGCUUUGGAGCAGAUUAGUGCCGAAGAUUAUGGUGAUAUUACUGAGUCGGUAAGUAUUCGUUUUGAUAACGAUGUGAUUCAACAAUUGGUUGAUCGUUUCUUGAAUACGGGUAAUACGGAGGAUGAAAAAGAAACGAAAGUGAAUAAAGCUGCGCAAUCAUUACCGGAGCAUUCUAUAAAAGAUCCUGCGUUGGCAAAAAAAUGGAUGGAUGGUUAUUCGGUAGAAGCACAAAAAGUUUUGUAUCAAGUGACAACGGCCGGAUGGAGUUAUGUAACGUCUGUAUCGCAUCUUACGAAACAAUUAUUUGAUGAAGCCGAUCAGGUUGAAAAGAAAUUGUCGUUUUUUGAGGUGCUAUCUGAAUUUGUGAAAGCAACUUCCAAACAAGCGAAACAGUUUGAUUUGAGUGUGAUCGAAGAUCCAAUCCUACGAAAACAGUUCGAAAUCUUAUCAAUUGAUGGAGUUAAUGCACUGGACGAUGCAUCAUUACAGGAAUAUAGUGACAUUCAAGCAGCGAUCAACAAGAAGAUCACCGAUGCAGCCAUCUGCGAAUUGGAUCAUUCUCCACCAUGCGUACUAAAGCACGCCGAUUUACCGUCCAUAUUAGCACGUGAGAAGAACGCAAAAAAUGCGAAGCAUAUUUGGUUGAUGUGGCGUGCUACAAUUUCCCCACAGCUCGCACCCUCAUAUGAACGUUUAAUGGAACUCACGAAUCAGGGAGCCACAUUGAAUGGAUUCAGUAACGGAGGUGCAAUGUGGCGUAGCCCAUAUGAUUUGUCGAUCGAGAGUGGUCGACCGAAACUGAACAUGCUUGACGAAAUGAAUCGCCUGUUCGAUCAAAUCUUACCAUUUUAUAAGCAGCUACAUGCUUAUGUGAGACGUCAACUAACCGGUGUUUUUGGUAUUGAAAAUACCGUAGAGCUGAGCAAGGAUGGACCUAUUCCAGCACAUUUAUUAAAAUCGUUGAUUGGUGAUGAUUGGACUGCGCUUUAUUAUGACACGAGACCAUUCGAAAGUGACGAUACGCGUUCGGAAGAAAUUAACGCAAAUCUGCAUCGACUAAACUACACGUCAAAAGCCAUGUUCAUUCAGGCGUAUAAAUAUUUCAAACAGUUAGGAUUCGGUAAACUCCCGCAUACUCUGUGGACAAAAUCGGUAUUUUCAAGAACAUGGAGUAAAGACAUGGUGUGCAAUCCGGCAGUUGCGUAUGAUAUGCGAGAUGUAAACGCAAACGAUUACAGGAUUAAAGCAUGCGUACAGCCGAAUGAGAAUGAUUUUAAACGAGCACAUAAACUAAUGGCACAUCUGUACUAUGAAUACUUGUAUCGAGAACAGCCUUUCCCAUUACGUGAAGCAGCCAAUCCGAGUACUUUAAUGGCACUAAUCAAUGCAUUUGCAAAUUUAGCCACAAAUAUUGACUAUCUUAAAUCAUUGGCCAUGCUGUGCUAUUUGGAUUUUGUAGUCUAUGGACCGCCUCUAUGGUUUCUUCUUUUCUCAUGUGAGGAACAUGAAGUAGAUAUUAUUAAACUUCUCCCAACUGGGGCUAGCAAUGGACAUGCGGCUCAAGUGAAUAUGCUCUAUUUGGAAGCGUUGGAACAGUUCGUGAAACUACCCUACGAUCUAGUGGUUGAUGUUUGGCGAUUCAAUAUAUUUGACGGAAAAACAACGAAAGAGACUUGGAACGAUGACUGGUGGAAGUUGAGAGAACAUUAUCAAGGUUUGAAAGGCCCUUCUCAUCAAGCCACUGAUUUUGAUGCAAUCGUUUCACCUGCAAUCUCCCAGAAACACUCACCAGCUAUCAGACAUUUCGUCUCGUAUAUAAUGCAGUUCCAAUUCAUGAAAGCACUGUGCAACAAUAAAACCACUAAUUUGAAUGAGGGAUGUCGACUACAAAAAUCCGCAGUUGCAAAUGUAAAGAGAGUCAUGAUGGCUGGAUCGUCGAUUAAUUGGAUGGAUGCGCUCAAAAUGAUAACAGGUUCAGAGCAGUUGGAUGCGAAACCUUUAUUAGAAUAUUAUGAGCCGCUGAUCAGUUGGUUGGGGAACGCGAACGAGCAUGAUCAAGUGGUAGUUGGUUGGGAUGGUGUCGGCACACCUUUCUCUGAGUAUGAUCUAAUCUCGAUUCGAUUCAUUUUACCAUGGCUGUUUUUAAAUUAUGCAGCAAAGUUGGAACGCGCAAAAAUGAAAAUUCUAAAAAAAGACCCAAAGAUUUUAUUUUUCAGAUCGGAAGUUCCUGUUGCACGAACGAACACUUCGAACGCGGAUCUGCAUCAAGUGUUGAGUGAAGAUCAAGUUGCUUUUCCAGGUGGUGAUUGCUCGAAAGGUCAAGAAUGUCUGUUAGAUUCGACGUGUAAGAACGGUCUAUGCGAGUGUAACGAAGGCCUUUUCACGCUCAAAAUCGCGAACACGUACAACUGCGUUCCGGGCAAUCCAGCCGACGCAGGAUUCGGAGGAGGACACGGUGGUUUAGUGAUAGGUCUUUAUCCGGAGGAAGGUGACGGCGACAAAAUGACAACUCCGGAACCUAGCGCGGAGCCAGAACCAACGGCUUCGGCGAAACCGGUACAGGCGUCAAAUCCAAAAUCAAAAUCAGCGGUCGGCACAUGUUUCAGUAGCACUCUAAUCGGUGUCUGUUUAACAGCAUUCGUCUACGUGAGAUUAUUAACGAGGCACGCAUAA